Puma concolor (puma) is the source of this 976-nucleotide messenger RNA. RefSeq names its product histone H2A type 1-C. The record is from RefSeq and is a predicted model, not a curated record. Gene Ontology annotation, cellular component: nucleosome. Gene Ontology annotation, molecular function: protein heterodimerization activity; structural constituent of chromatin; DNA binding. NCBI's taxonomy places the organism in Eukaryota, Metazoa, Chordata, Mammalia, Carnivora, Felidae.
AGCGAUGUUUUACCUACUUCCCGGCUUGCUCUCUUUUGGCAAGUGAUUAGUUCUCUUGUCUUGGGAUUUCUUUCCGUUGCUUACGAUGUCUGGACGUGGCAAGCAGGGAGGUAAGGCUCGCGCCAAGGCGAAGUCUCGCUCUUCUCGCGCCGGGCUGCAGUUCCCGGUGGGCCGCGUGCACCGCCUGCUCCGCAAGGGCAACUACGCCGAGCGGGUCGGGGCCGGCGCGCCGGUGUACCUGGCGGCCGUGCUGGAGUACCUGACGGCCGAGAUCCUGGAGCUGGCGGGCAACGCGGCCCGCGACAACAAGAAGACGCGCAUCAUCCCGCGCCACCUGCAGCUGGCUAUCCGCAACGACGAGGAGCUCAACAAGCUGCUGGGCCGCGUCACCAUCGCGCAGGGCGGCGUCCUGCCCAACAUCCAGGCCGUGCUGCUGCCCAAGAAGACCGAGAGCCACCACAAGGCCAAGGGCAAGUGAUCUGGCAGUCCUCUGAGUUUCCGGAAGCGCUUUCAUACCCAAAGGCUCUUUUCAGAGCCCCCCACCGCUUCAAAGGAAGAGCUAAUACCACUUUUUAGGUUAAGGCGGGGAAGUCGAUAAAGUAGAAAAUCCCUUCUGAAAAACUAGUUUGCAUUGGCAUCUUAUUUGGGGAGCUUCAGAGAAGCACAGAAGGUGCCAAGUGACCAGCUCUUACCGAAGAGGACAGCCAAGAGGCCGUUCCCCAAGCAGAGGACACUGCUUAGAGAUGUGUCCUAGCUCCCCCUCCCAGCAUACUUCUUUGCCUUCCUCUUUGAAACGUCACUGUUUAUAUCCAAAAGCCCUAGCUACUCCUUUGGAAAAUUCUCCAGUGAGCAAUAAAUUCUCAGUAGCUUCAGUUGGUUUCCAGCCAUCGAGCAGGUCUCCAUCCGCCAUGCCUCAAGGGUCCUGGGGAGGACCGUUUCAGUUGGGGCAAGUUGAUGAGAAUGAUAAACCCAGGCC